UGGAGGAUUUAGGGAAAAAGGUGGAGAAGGAGACUAGAGGAAAACCCGGACCUCAGACCAGCCCAUCUUGCCUUACAGCCUCCUUCCUUUUAUGCCAGUGUCCGCGGAGAAAUCUGAUCUCAGAUCGGCGGACCGCGUCUCCCCACCACACUACGAGCUUUGGGACUCAGACCAGAGGAAAUCGUGCUCCGUCGGCAACCAGGUCGUCACGCCAAUACUCAACCACAGCAGACCACGGCGAGGAAACGGACAAGGAGGCGGCGGACGCGAAGAGAGCUGGUAGGACUCACGGAGGAGUUUGAUGCAGAAGCACAUCCGGCGGAGGGAUAGAGCAAAGAGGACUGGCGGCGCAUACGGAGUAGUAUUACGCUCAGCUAAUUUCCAACAUUUUCCAUUGGCAACGACAGUGUGCUCUCAGAGCCACAUUUAUAAAGAGAGCUAGCGGAAUGUAAUGCUAGCGAGCUAGCUAAUGGUAGCUAGCUAAUUAGCUUGUCAGGCACCCUAGAGUCGGACGUGUGAUCUUUAUUAAAAUAGGUCACUGUUUGGUGUCAUUUCACAUUUUUCUCUCUUUAGAAAAGCUAGUCUUUCUGUUGUUGUUUGGGCUAGAUUCUAGUAUGGUCAUUAUGGUCUGUCUCUAAUAGCCAACGCGAAGUUAGACAAUAAACAGUGCGGGCUUUCCAUAUUGAUGAAAAUCUGCUCAAUAUUAUUCGCCCGAGUCUUUUGUGAAUAUCAAGCUGUGAAGGAGAAAACAAAGGAAUAACGGAAAAGCAGAGAAGAGAACCAGACUUCUGCUCCGUGACUUUCCCCCGUCCAAUGUUAAUGUCGACCGACGUUGCAUCUCUAAUGCUGCCCGUUAAUCGGGAAAUAAUGGAUCACGAGAGGGAUAUUGAUACAGGGGCCACCGGAGCGCAUCCGAACGCGGCCGCGGGUGCAGCGGUUGUCCGGGGGAUGAAGCGCGGAGACCCGGAGCCUGACGCUCAGACCGCCGCUGCCCUGACUGACCUGGCCGGGGCGGAAUGCAAGAGACCGAGGAUAGACGGCUCCGGGAGCGUGGUCGGUGACAUCGGACAGAACAAUGAGCCUUUAAACCCCGGUUUCCAUGGAUACGCACCUCACAGUCAGGGCUCCCAGGACUCAACUGGAGGACAGGAAGGUUUAGUGGCCCCACCCUUUGCAACCUUCCCUCCUCCACCCCCUCCUCAAAACGGCCUACCGGGAGCAGAGUUUGGCCCAGGGGCCAUGUUUGGUGCUGUGGGCCAAGGUGCAGCAGAGGUCGGAGUCGGCGCUAACGGAGCCACAGCUACAACCAACAACAACAAUGGGAAGGUGGAGGAGACGUCUCAGGGUGAGGCGGGUGCACAGUGUUCCGCUGGAGGGACAGGAGCAGGAGGUUCAACAGGAGACUCUGCAGAGGCCAAAGGCACCCCCAAGCGCCUCCACGUCUCAAACAUCCCUUUCCGCUUUCGGGACCCAGACCUCAGGCAGAUGUUUGGGCAAUUUGGGAAGAUUCUGGAUGUAGAGAUCAUUUUCAAUGAGAGGGGUUCAAAGGGUUUUGGCUUUGUGACAUUUGAAACCAGCGCAGACGCAGAGAAAGCCAGAGAAAAGCUCCACGGCACGCUGGUGGAAGGACGUAAGAUCGAGGUGAAUAACGCCACCGCCAGGGUGAUGACUAACAAGAAAAUCGUCAGCCCUUACCCUAAUGGAGAGGCUCUCAGCACGCUGCCCUAUGCAGGGUGGAAACUAAGUCCAAUGGUGGGAGCUGUAUAUGGACCAGAGAUCUACGCAGUCCCAGGGUUUCCCUAUCCAACUGCAGCAGCUGCGGCAGCAGCCACCACAGCAGCAGCUUUCCGCGGCGCCCACCUAAGGGGCCGAGGUCGUCCCAUUUACAGCGCCGUAAGGGCUGCUGUGCCUCAGCCUGCAAUCCCUGCCUACCCUGGACUAGUGUUACAGGACUCAGUCCUUAGUCCCAGAUUGCUUCAGGGGGGCUACCCUGCUGCUGCUGCCGCCGCUGCCGCUGCAUAUCGCUACGCCCAGCCUGCUGCUGUAACCGGAGCAACCGCCGCUGCUGCCGCCUACAGUGACAGUUAUGGCCGGGUAUACACUACAGAUCCGUACCACGCUUUAACUCCAGCUGCUGCAGCUUAUGGAGUGGGAGCCAUGGCUAGUUUAUACCGGGCGGGAUACAGUAGGUUUGCUCCUUACUAAAGCCACAAAUCCCAUCCAAGGAAAGCCACUUGGCUCCCAAACUCCCUCUGAACUCUGUGUUUGGCAGGAGCCUCCCCUCCAUUUUAUCUGCAGGCAGACUAUAAUAGCGACAGCUCACUUCUUACUUUUUUCCCCUCUCUUCUUCUCUUUCUUUUUGUGGUCAUUGCCACUUCACCGAAACCAAACUCACUCUGUACUUUUUCUGUCGCCGACACGGAACCAGCGGGGGAAAAAAACCAAGUAUAAAACCUGCCAUGAGUGUCUCCCACGUAUGAAGCUGGAGCCUGCUGAUUUGACCUUCAGAGCAGGAUUUAGGAUUGUUUUAAAAAAAAAAAAAAAAAAAAACACACACACAUACACUACGGGACCCAGGCGGAGAGAGGACAUCGGUUCCGGUUCGACCCGACCCGAAACACUACAAACCCUUUUUUCCCUACGAGCUCCCCUUUAAAUUUAGCCCGACUCAUUUAAACUCACAGCUACAUUGAGCACCAUGUAUAAUGUUUUCUCAGAGUGUUGGACGGAACUGAAAGGCUGAACUGCCACAGCGCUAAUGUACAAAGGUACUUUUGUUUUUAAACACUACAUUGACAUUUACACGGAGCAUAGACUCGCUGCAGUCAUCUCUCUGGCCUAACAUUUAUACAAUAAUGAUUUU
This is a messenger RNA of Girardinichthys multiradiatus, 2863 nucleotides long. Its product is annotated as RNA binding protein fox-1 homolog 2-like. The transcript is spliced from 13 exons. The record is from RefSeq and is a predicted model, not a curated record. NCBI's taxonomy places the organism in Eukaryota, Metazoa, Chordata, Actinopteri, Cyprinodontiformes, Goodeidae. Gene Ontology annotation, cellular component: cytoplasm; nucleus. Gene Ontology annotation, molecular function: mRNA binding. Gene Ontology annotation, biological process: nervous system development; regulation of alternative mRNA splicing, via spliceosome. Bases 814 to 2205 code for a protein of 463 amino acids.